Molecule: messenger RNA, 3184 nt
Organism: Girardinichthys multiradiatus
Lineage: Eukaryota; Metazoa; Chordata; Actinopteri; Cyprinodontiformes; Goodeidae
Gene: il20rb
Product: cytokine receptor family member B16
Exons: 7
Coding region: 239-1141 (300 amino acids)
Molecular function (GO): interleukin-20 binding
Source: RefSeq, a predicted model, not a curated record
AGCACAUCGACUCUUCUCCCUCUCUGAGGCCUAAACUGAACCUUCAGACACAUUAGUACCCGACUGUAGAGGAUGGGUUAGACCGAAGCUUCGCAGGGACAUUCAGACCGUCUUCACAGAGAUCUUCUCGCCUCCUGGAGGAGCAGAACAUUGUAGGAUCCUGAGCUCUGGAAGACAUGAGGAAGGUCAUAUAAGCAACCUUCUUCUUCUGUUUACUGUGGACGGGAACUUUGUGGUGAUGAUGGCGAGAGGGACCAGGAAGCUGCUCAUGAUGGUCAUCCUGCUGGAGUUUACCACCGACAUUUGGAUGCUGCCAGCUCCAGGGGGAGUCUUCAUGGACUCCAUGGACAUGAGACACGUCCUGCGGUGGACGCAACCGAAGUCCUCGUGCAACACUGCGGUCGUUUACGUCGUUCAGUACCAGGGGGAGUUUGAGUUUCUGGUAAAGAACGGCAGCUGGAUAAUCGCUCCUGAAUGCCAGAAGAUUCCCCACACUAUGUGUGACCUGACCUUUGAGCUGGGAUCUGACUCCGACUACAGCCUGCGGGUCAGGGCGCAGUGUGGCUCCGAACUCUCAGCCUGGACCACAUUUCCGUUCAACAGGAACAACAUGACUCCUCCUGUUCCUGAGAUAAAGGUGAUGACAGCAGGUGAUGUUCUUCUGGUGUCCGUCAGAAAGUUUCCUCUGACCUCCAUCACCAGAGUGAUGAUGUGGAAGGAAGAUGAAGAGCAGCAGGCCAAGGCUCAUUUGAUGCCAGCAGACCAAGAGGUGCUGCAGGUCGCCGCUCUGCAGGAGGGAGCGGUGUACUGCGUGAAGGCUCAGGUUUUCCUGAACUCUGGCAUGCAGAGUGGAUACACCGACAGCCACUGCGUGUCCAUCACAGGUCCCGGUGCUCCAGCGUGGAAGGAGCCCACCACAGUGACUUUGACUGUCAUCAUCAUGUUGGGUCUCCUGAUUGGUCUGUUCUGGUCCAUCGUCCAUUGUCGCCCAGGCUCCUGUCAGAAGUAUUUCCAGAAAGAGCCGCUGCCACUGUCUCUGAAAGGAAACUUUGACCUUCAGAUCACCAUAAACCACCAGAGGGAGGAGUACUGUGAGGAGACCCCCUGCCUGCUGAGUUCUGUCAGAGGGGAGAAGACGUGACCAAAGGUUAAAGCUGCAACCACAGCAUGUUUGAAGAAGGUGGCUCCAACCUGUUUGGGCUGCAUUGUGAUCACCAUGGAAACUGCUUUCACACCGGACAACAAAGACCCACAUGAAGGAUUUUCCAGGUCCCGGUCCAGCUGGCUGAAGGAGGUGGAUCAUGGAGGUUCUUCUGUCUUCUGGUUUGAUGAUAAACUGGGAAAAUGAGGCUUGUUUACGUAGAAGAGGCGAAAGCUGCAGGUGGAUGGAAAUGAUGACAGUUUCCUGCAGGAACGAAGGAAAAUGUUGUCCAGUGUUAUGGUGCAUGGUGUCUGUGAUGGGAGGAGGUCAAGGGUCACCGCCACAGCAUUUCUAUUUAUAGCUUUUCUUUUUACAGACAGUAGAUGAAUAUUUCUUUAAACUGUUGUCAGCUAGCACAGACGGAAUGGAAAAUUAAUUUAUAACGAUAGCUGAGAAAAAACAGUUUUAUGGAACACUGAAGGAAAUAAAAUGUUCUUCGUGUUUUUAUGAAUAGAAAUUGUACAUAAGGUUAACCCACCCCUGCAACUGACAGGAUUUUAUUUCUGUUUUUCCCACCCAAGCAGAUUUACUGUCAGUUGAAUUGCACAGGCUGCGUGUCAUCAAAGGUGGGAUGAUGGUAUCUACCUCUGCCAGGCUUGGGUCCAGUCCAGAGAUCCUCUGGAACUUGAAAUACUGGCUUAGUUGUUAGUUAGUUGUUAGUUAGUUGUUUGCGUCAUUCAAAAGGCAGCAUUACCGUGUCAUUAUAUUUCAAAGAUUAUUAUUCAUUUCAUGAAGACAUAUCAUAUUUCUUGUUAUGUAAUAAAUUCUAUAAGAUACAUUAAGGGUUUCCUCCUAAUCACAGCGUUUUGCCAUGGUAACAGCUACAGUUUCCUCAACACAGAAUGUCAUUUAACAAGUUAUUGUUAUGACAUCAUGCUAUAGACUAAACCUCAACAUGGGCGCCUUUCUUUUAUGUUUAUUUCUGUUUGCCUAGUUUCUGCCUUAUUCAGCCUGGAAAACCUUAAAACUGAAGUUCUUUAGCUCACAUUUCUGGUCCAAACUUUACUCUUUUUUUUUUUUAACCAUGUCCUGUCCAGUAGAGUAGCGCAGAGAAUUGAUGUCUGAGUGCCAAGAAAACAGAUUAACUUUCACAAGUGGAGCAUUACAGCUAACUCUUUAAAGCUCUGCUUGAUAUUCAUAAAAAGAAUUAGAAACUGCUUUGGGAUUAUUUCAAUUGUUACGGACACGGAGACAGAAAUGAAAAGGAAAAAAAAGAAGCACGAAAGAGAGAGAGGGUGGGCAAAAAGGAAAAGGGGAGAGAAGGAGAAUAGAAUGGAGGAAAGAAAGAAGGAUGUAGAGAAUACAAAAUAAGACCCUGCUUGCUUUUACACCUGCAGAAACGUUCGUAUUACCAGCUUUUUUACCGAAAAGUGCACGGUACUUAUAAAUGCAAGAUGUACUUAGAUGUAUGUAGAACAUUUACUCAAACUUUACUCUAAAGAAACAUGUUGAUUUGCUUGUUUCAUUAACACCAACACCUUUCCAAGCGCAGUCAGACAUUAGAUAGGCUGCUUUUUACCAUCAAUAUUCAGCCACAUUUGCAUGUGUUUUCAUAGAAAGGAAAUCUGGGUUGUUUGUAUAAUUUUGCUUAGAGGGUUUGAAAGGUUUUAGUCCGUAAUGAUUCUGAAAACAUCUCAAACUCAUGUUUUUUGUCCUGAUCUGAUGAGUUAAUGAAACUUACAACUUCACAUAUGAUAAUCACAAUGACUUCAUGUUGGGAAUGAUGCUCUGUGAAGACUAAAAUAAUUUGUUAAAGAACAUUUUGGUAAAAUGAUCUUUAUGGUGUUUUUAUGGAUUGAAUUUUGUAUAAAUAUAUUGUUUAAAUUCAAAAGGAAAAACAGAAAUGUUACUUAUUUUGUUACUUAUUUUUUCUCCUAGAUGCUGGAAUAUGUGUUAAAAUGAAGCAGAGUUUCGUUCAUGUUGACUCCAGAACUAGUGUUUCAUGUCAGUGGUUCAAUAAAAGAAGAACUGGAAUAAACUCCA